This is a messenger RNA of Pocillopora meandrina, 7568 nucleotides long. NCBI's taxonomy places the organism in Eukaryota, Metazoa, Cnidaria, Anthozoa, Scleractinia, Pocilloporidae. The record is from the annotation of a GenBank genome assembly.
AUGCAAGUGUUACUAAUCUCCAUGCAUAUCAUCUUACAGAAGCCUGAGCUUGAGAUGAUCGGAACAAAAUUGAGUGCACCGUUAUUGCUGCCUUCCCUUCUCCUUUUCCUGCUGCUAGAAGACAAUGCAGGUAAUAAGUUUUCACCUAAAAUGCAAUCUUGAUUUUUGCACUUAAGUGACCCUGGAUUGCAUUGGUUUGGCUUUACUUUGUUGUGUGACUAGUCGCUUCAAUUUCUCGACGGUAAGAACUCCAAGACAAAAAUAAUCGCAAUUUAAUCAAUGACGUUUUCUUAGGCUUAGCCAGUUUGCUUAUUUUUACAUUGAGUUUUCACUAUCUUCUUGUGUUAUUUUGCUUUCUUCUGAUUGGCUGUUAUGAUCACUUUCGUUUUAACAACACUCAAUCAAAAUGCGCUCUUUAAAACACGUAUGCAUAUGUAUGUGGUUAUAAAAUAAUUAAUGCUGAGUUUCAGAAAGCUCUUCUCAAAAUUUCAGUGGAGAUUUGAGAGAGAGCUGAGUUUAGUUUCGCGAUCAGCAAUCGCUGUAGUCCUACAUACUAAUAAAAGAAUGUGAAAUUUCGGUUCUAGUUUCUCAUUCUAAAGCUAGAGUUUUUAUAAAUCUCAAUCGACGAAAAAAAGAAGUGUAUGUAAAAACCAGUCUUUUACGCAUAUUACAAAUGACACGAAUAGAUAUCCUUCCCUCUGUUACAUAUAUUGCAGCGAAAAUUCUCUGAUCCCACAAUGAUUCCACCUUUUUAGAUAGUCUGCAAGGAAUUUUUUUUCUUCCCAACUGACUUGAGCUUUCUGAAACAUAGAUGGCCGAGCUAUAGUGUCGCCAUUCUUUCGACCUCCACCCGGACAAGAGUAUGAAAAGAUUAACGCCAUAAAAGGUAGUUUGAGCAUCUUUGUUUAAUUCAGAGCGUUUAGCCUUAGCACUUAGUAGCUUAGGACUUGAACAAUGUUUAGAGCCUUACGCGUGAACGAUGAUUCUUCCUCGUUUCUCGUCGCUUUUGGUCUAGACAUGCACAUAUGAUACCAGAGUGAAAUACUCGAUGGCCUGGUAAAUAAAGCACAGGAAUUGCGACUAAGAGGUUUGAGCUCGAACCCUGGCCAGGUUACGGUGUCGUUUUCUUAAUAAAAGACAUUUCUAUCCCAGUGCCUUUUUCUAAUCAAGAGUAUGAAUAGGUGUCAAUUACAUAGUGUCAGAGAAACCUGAAGAAAGGCUGUCGAAUAACAAUGCGAUGGGUUGGAAGCUUGUCUAGGGCGGAGUAGUUAUGAUUCAGCGGGAUUGGCUGAAGCAUUUUAAACCUUUGAGUGCAUACUGCUGACUUUAUCCCGAGGCAUUAGCAUGGAUUUACCCAUUUUGUCUUUCUUUUUUUUAUUUUUUUUUUCUCACCUUCUAAAAUAAAUUAGCCGAUGAUCAAGCGUUUUAUUUCUUUCCAUUUCGUUUUGUUUUGUGUUCUUUUGAACCACCUCAGACCAUUUUUAUGAGCAGUUCUAUGGUAAAGGAGGGAAAAAGAAUAAAAUAAGUCACAAGAAAGUACUGACAUCGCAGGAUAUGACAUUAACAAGAGAAGGUGAGAAACCGCAUGUAAUGUAAUUGUAUCGUGAAACAUGUCAAGUUUAUUUUGUAAAGAAUUAGUUUUCACAGGCUUAACAAGAAACAACAGGUUAACCAGGCAAAAGUGAAAACGUGUAUAAUUCGUGCACCAGGCAGGUGUGUGAAUGAAGCAUACCAAUAUCAGACUUGUCUGAGUUAAAGGAAGAAAACUCCGAACCAGAUUUGAACUACAAUGUAGACCUUAUCAUAAUGGACCAUCCUGCCAGUGCAAAUUGGUAACUAAUGUAUUGCAAGGAUUUCUUCUAAUAUUGCCUCGUACACAGCUCUGUUGCAGGCAACCUCGGCCCAGACCACCGCACUUGUUGCUGCAGCUCAAGCUGCGCGCUCAUCCUUGGAGAUCUCGGAACUAGCUCAGAAGGCCCAGGACAUCUCAGUCAAGAGAGCACUAUGGGCAUUAAAGACAAUCAAAGUUGCAGCGAAAGCUGAAGAAGUGGCGGUGAACGCCAUACAGACCAUGUUUAUGUAAAAAUGAGUAGCAGUAUUUCUAGUUUUCGCAGUCAGAUUUUACAAAAUAUAGAAUUUAAAAAUUGUCGCCUGGUUGUAAGACCUUUGAAAGAAAAAAGUAUAAUAAAUAUUUGUGCACAAAGCAACUUUACACCAUAAUUAAUCCCUCUACUUUUAAAGUAUUCAUUACAUCACCUUACCACUGAUUAUAAAUGCUAUCAUGCCAAAAUUACAUUCAGAGCGGAGAGUAUAUUUGAAUUUGCACCGCUCGUUAAUGAGUAAAAAUAAUUCAAAUAGAGGUCAAGUUUUCAAGCUCAAGCUUCCUACUUCCAGGAUUUAAACAAUAACUAAGCCACAUUACUGGUCUGUAGAUGACACCCGCAAUAACAUUUAGCGAUGACAUAUACCCAAAUUAAAGUUUAGCUAUUUAACAGUGAAAGCUUUUCUCUAAUGACGCUUAAUGUGAAGACAAUACGUAAUAACAUAUCAACAUAAUUUAUGAUAAUAUAUUUUGGUAAGUGACAUGAAGAAUAAUCAAAGCAAGGUUUGACAAAGCCCUGAUAUUUCUUCAAUCUUGCUUUUUCUUAUCUAUGUAGGAUAAAAAUACUGCAAGGAACUGUUUCAUGCAAUCUUACCUAUGCUAUACAUCGUGCUCUCAUUAAAAUAACUCAUUUUCUUGCUCUAAUCUACGAUGAACAUUUCAGAUUCCGAAAUCUUGCAACUUGUACUUCAUCUACCGUUCAAUUUGUUUUUCAUUUCAUGAGAAGCUGUGUCACGAAGUAGUAAGGGAAGAUACAAAUGAAAGGAAAAAAUUUGUCCAAGUUAGAGCAGCAACAUGUUUUAAGGGUCAUUUGGCAUACAGCGCUCCACUUGACUGAGGUUUAUUCCUUGUUGGACAGACGAAUUUUAACAUGAUUUUUUACAGGGGCUUUUGUUUCAAAUGGCUUACUGUACAAAAGCCUUUCCAUCGUUUUAGUUAAACGUUUGAAGAGGUUUUCAAUCUUAAUUAGCUAGGAAGAGGCUCGUGAAACGUCUCGACAAACUUGAGGGUUUUUAAGAUUUAAUUUUUCAAAACGAGAAACACAGACCUUAAUGGAACAAAGACGGUAAGGGGUGCAAGCAUGGACACGAUUUUUUUUUCAAAAUGCACAACCCACGGCGUACCUCCAAUUCUUAAACACUGAAAUAGUUAUUUUGCUCAUGACCCCUUAAGACCAACACCCUCAGAACAAUGAAGAGGCCCUUUAUCUUCCUUAAUUAACCACCUGUUCAUCUGUCAGAUAUUCAAAUCAGAACGUCAAGGAUAUAACGUAUGCAUAACAGAUUGAUGUCAAAUUCAUCUAGUAUUUUCCUACGCUACAACGAAAAGGAAUUUUUGGAUUGCUUUUUUCCCUUUUUUAUUUUUAAGGUAAGAAAUCUAACAUACGACAUAACGGUUACAUUUUUGCUGCGCAGUUUUUUUUUUCGCUAAAAUCGAGAUAGAGUUUAGUCUGCAAAAUACGAUGUUUGAUGUUUGUCGUCCAUGAACAGGUCAAAUUGACUUUUCGUCGGGCAGGAUAUGUGGUGAUUUACGCAUUCGUCGAUCCAAUGUAAGUCAUAUUUACAUGUUUCAUAUUGUGGUUUUGAUGUUUAAACCAAAUUACUUCCGUUCUUCAACGUCGAUGUUCAAAAUAUGAGUUUUUCGGGAUAUACUCUGCCCCCAGUCUACCUUUGGUCAUGAAACCAAAUUAAACCUUACUGAAAAAUAAUAGAGAGCUUUACCAGUCAUUAAUGUAAACUUUGAGGUAAGGAAGUCGUGUAUAACUGAAGCAAACUUUGAAUUUUAUUAACUUAUUAUCCAGACUUAAAGAGAGUGAAAAUUAUUAAUCAAAUAGGAUCUUCUUAAUAAGCGCUUGUUAUACUAAGAAAAAAAUAGCACAGGUCUGAACAAUAAUAGAUUCAAUCUGAACGGGGGCAGAUGAAUUUUUAUCUUUACUUUGUCGUUGUUGCAAGAGUGUAAAUGGUUCAUCUUCUAAUCACGAAAAAAAUGUGUGGUUUUAAAACCGCGUACGACGCCAUAUUGUUUGGCGCGAUCUCUACCUGUUAAUACUCAGUCUGGCCACCAGUUUCCUGCCAGGUUUCACUCGACCCGGUAAGAUAAUUUGGGAUCUCUUUUUCCACCUGAGCCUUGCCUGUAGAUUUACCCUUUUACUUCCUUCUUUUUCUUUGCGAAUUCAGUUGCUGCAGCUGUCAUCAAUGUCCAGUAUGUUUCUCAGAAGCAUAUGAUGUUUUGCGAUAUUGUUAGGUGAUCAGUAUGCAUUUAAUUAUUAUUGACAGUUACAAGAGGAAUACCUGUCGAACCAAUUUUCAAUCCAUGAAAUGGAAAGCAACUGAACCCCCUUUGUACUAGCAAGUUAUCCUUGGUCAUUGUAGUUGCCAAGGAAAUAUUGUUCACUACUUACUUCCACGAAGAAAACCCGUCAUCUACAUUUGUAUAUCUAUAAAAACUCGACCUUUGCAAGUUCCUCUGUUUGACUCUUAGGGAGAGUACCAGAUGACCUCCGGCUACAGUGAGGUCUCAGACGUCCUCAGUGUGGAAGCAUACCUUGACAAGCCUUUCAUGGCAUAUUUCUUUGUCUACCAAUCAGAUGAUUCUUUAUCUGACAAUGAGAAAUUCUCGUUAUAUAGAAUCAGAGGAUUACUCCUAAUUUUUUCGUACCGAGCAAUUUCCGAAGCUUUUAUUUUGCGUGGUUUUCGUAUGUGGUAUAAUUCUCUUGAUGGAAAUAAAGUUCUGGAAGGAGCUACCGUUCACAUAUUGUUUUAUGAAGAAAUAAUUGCUCUUGUUUUUGCUUAGGUUGUUAUAGAUCAGUAUCGAUGAUGCAUUGGGCCGUAGUGACCUUCGCAGUGAUUAUUGCUGUUAUAGAAAUCACAGGUGAGGAUUCCAAAUCUAUUUUAUAACACCACCGUAAACUCUGCUUUUCAUAAAAAAAACUCACCAAUUUAUGAAAGAAAACAAUCAGAAGGAACUGCCACUCCCUCUCCAGCAACCCUUCUGACAGGGACAGCGCAGAGCAGGGACUGAGAAAGCUUUAGCCCUUCCAUUUUGGCCAAUAAAAAUAAUUAGAUAGACAAAUUGUAAAACAAUGCAGAAAAAUUUAAUGAGUUUAUACGUAAAGGACAAAUGCGUCAUCAGGUAAAAUACAAGCACAAUUAACUUAAAUUAAAAAAUAAUUACAAAUGUGUGACGACAUAAAAUUUAUCACCUCUUACUCAUGCUCCUAACGAUUUAUGCCGUUUCGUUUUGACCUGUUUCAUAGAACUUAGCUUUCCUUUGCUUUUUUUUUAGAAGCCAAGCCCUACGUUAGGAACAGACAAUAUACUGAAAAUCCUGGAAAAGGUAAAUCCUAUGGAUCAAAUAAUGCUGAAUAUAAAUUAACUCUCAAAAAUUUCAAAAUGAUCUUCUCCAGUCGGGGUGAAGCCAGCCUAUGGACCCGUUGGCCCGGGCUUUCAAUUUUCUCCCUAGAUGAAUUUUAUAAUCUCACUCUUGCAAAUGUAAAAAACAAAUUGAAAUUUCUUCGGGAACAAGCUUACAACAAGUCAAAAAGCUGGCUACGUCCUGCCUAUCAACCUUUUUCGUGGAAGAAUUCCAAAAAAAUGUCUGUUCGACUUUUUGGCCUUGUGUUCUAACCUCGAUCAACCUUUUUUUGUUUGUGCAAAUUACAGGGGCUUGUGCAAAUAAUCGGUAUAGAUGUGAAGGAGGGAAUAAGUGCAUACCGUUAAAAUGGAUCUGUGAUGGAGUUCAUGACUGUGACGAUAAACUCGAUGAGCGGAAUUGCUUAACAGGAAACGAAACCAGCAUUCCUUCCUACAGUAAGUUUAAAUUCCAAUAACUGUUCAAUUCAUUAAAGGAACGGUAUGUGGAAAAAUUGCUCUCUAGGUAUUAGAACGGAUAAUUAUGUAACGAAAGGAGGUAGUGAACAAAGGAGUAAAAGGUUGAAAGCAAGAAGGGUGAUUCCAUCUAUGCUCGCAACUACUGAGUUAAAAAAAGAAGAUACAACGUCGAGGAUUGCAAAGAUUUGCAGUCUUUUAGCGUCCUGUCCUCAUUCUAAUCUUCUUCAUGGCUAAUUUUAUAUCUGCGAGUUUCUUCUUUUUCUUUUUUUUUUCCUAUGGCUGUAUACUAUAAUAUUCGGGAAAUUACAUUUCACAGUUCAUGCCAAGGAAAUCAGUGAAGCUCAAGACAUCAUAGACGGCACCAAGAGAUCCGGAAUCAGUGGUAAGCGAAUUCAUUCUUGAAUCAGAUAGAAAGAAGGUCACAAAUAAGACUCAUCUUUUAUUUGUACUAAUUUAUAUCCAGGAUGCCCGAGAAAUACUUACUCAUGUGACGAAGGUCAAAAAUGUCUCCUUAUGAGUUCGUUGUGUGAUGGCAUGAGCGAUUGCCACGAUGGCACAGAUGAGAAAAACUGUCCUCCAAAACCAGGUAAGUGACUGCGGGGACGAUGCUGUUGUAUGUUUGACCGUUGCCAAUGGCCGAUUGUAUUUUUGUAGUUGUUUUAAGAUUCUGUGCGAACGUGAUUCUGACCCUUUGAAAGACUUUUUUUUAAAUCAGUUCGAUAUGUAUAUCCACCAUUGAGUCGUGACCUUUCUUUUCCUUAUUUACGACUGUUAUUCCAUGAUGUGUCAGCUUUAUAUUUGCACUCUUCUAAGCCUGUCUUUCUUAGUCACCAGACCACCCGCCAGAGGAAAAGACCUACUUAUUUCUCUUCUGAAAUGUCUAGUUUUCUCUGUAUCACUAUCUAAAUUUCUUUUCUUUCAAUACGAUAUCUCAAAAAUUAUCAUAAUUCACUUUAAUAUCAUUUUCAGUGAUUCUCCAAACCAUAUAGCCGUUGCCAAUUCAAAACAAAAUUCCCAGAUAUCACGUGGUGUAAAUCUUUGAGUUAACACUCACUCUUAUUUUUACGAAUUUAAAAUCUAAAGCAUGUGAGUCAAAUAAGUUAUCCUGCGACGAGGGAGAGAAAUGCCUACCGCUGACCUGGGUGUGUGACAACAUCAGCGAUUGCAAUGACAACAAGGAUGAGCAUAACUGUCCAAACAAGAGGACUGGUAAUGAGUGACAUGUAUUUUUUUUACCUAAACUAUGAGUUUUAAAACUAAUUCCCGCUACAUUAUUUGUUUAAAUUUAUGUAUCUUGGCUUUGUAUUUUGUCUUUUUGCUCUCGUCCAAACGCCUAUUGUAGACAUAGACUUAAAAUUUCUUGACAUUUUUUGUUCUAAAAGAUAAUGUAUUUGUACUCAUAGGAAAAUCUCUAGCGCAUGCUGCUGAGGAAGCAGCAAUGACCGCUGCUCAGGAAGCAAAACGAGCCGCAGCUGCAGCUGAAGACAUGAUGCUGCUGGCUCGAAGAGCCGCUGAAAAAGCCAGUCGCGCCUUAAAAAUUGCGGAAGAUUAUGGAGCAAAAAAAUCAUGAGAAUGUGAACUGACAUUAACUCCAUUUAAGAAAGUUCAUAGAACUUUUGUGGGCGGGGAAGCAUUAC